Trichobilharzia szidati is the source of this 2428-nucleotide messenger RNA. NCBI's taxonomy places the organism in Eukaryota, Metazoa, Platyhelminthes, Trematoda, Strigeidida, Schistosomatidae. The record is from the annotation of a GenBank genome assembly.
AUAGAGUUGAAAAACGACCUGUGGGUAAAAGAUCCAAAAUAAUUGCAUAAAAGUAAAUUUAUUUAUGUGUACAAUGUCUUAACAAAAUAAUCAGUAUUAAAAUGUCAGGAUUUUCAAAUGAAGUCAAUCAAGAGUGAUUAAUUAUCGAUCGAGUAUUCAGUUAAACCUUUACUUACAGCUUAUUCAUUGUGCACUGUUUUAAAUGUCAUAUCAGUCUAAACGUGAAUCAAGAACAUCAGUAGUAGAGAAUAGUAGUCAUAAAGGAUAUCAACAAAUGUCAAAUGAUUCCAAUGAUAUUUCAGGUGAUCAAACUUCGAAAAACUCAUCAACAUCAUCAUUACCAAAAUAUUAUCCUAAAGAUCAUGAAGUUACACGUUGGUUAAUCAAUCAAAUGCGUUGUCGUAACGGAUUGCAUCAUUUAGUCAACCUAAUAAAUAUUCAACCUUCCCUUCUUUCUGCUUAUUUUGAAGUAUACGAUCAACCUGAAAUGUAUAUUGAUGCGAAAACAGGACCAGGAAUGCCAGCUUAUGGAAUAAAAACAGUAUUAUACUUAACACCAUUGGCAAUUGCUAUUUACCUUCGUUUGAAAUCAGUUGUACAGCUUUUAUUAAGCUCAUCAGGAACUCGUAUUCACGCUAAAGCUAGAAAUGAAGUAGACGUGAAUGCUAUAUGUUAUGUACGCCGUAUUAAGCCUAGACCUGGUCCUUUUAUUAACGAUGAAUAUUCUACUACACAACCGGCGAUAAUUGCAAUUAGACGAGAAUUUUUUCCAGCAAUUAGCUUACUGAUGACUUCGAAUUUCAAUCCUCAAUCCCCUGUGUAUAUCAUUGAAAAACUGGGUACAUCAAGAGAAACAACUUGUUGGUUUGUUGAUAUUUUAGAUUUUUGUAUCAAGUUAUUGAAUAAUAGACCUGGACUUGAUGUGAUCAGUUUUAUUCAAUGUAUUAAUUGUCGUGUAUCAACAUACGAUAACUACAGUAGUAGUAUCCAGUGUUUUUAUAAUCCAUGCGUAUACGAUGUAAAACAAAUCAAUACUGACAAUACUGACAAAGAUGAAUCCAGUAAAUAUAUCUGGUGUUCAGUAUUUCGACGUCUGUUAAGAAAGGGAGUUAAUCGGAGUUAUUCAAAUUGUGGUAAUCGUUUGAUUAGUUUAUUAGAAUAUAUCAUUGAAGUAGGAUUCUUUCAACAAAAUUUUAUGCCAAAAGGAAUUAUCAAGUAUAAUCCAGAUCUUUUGACUAGCAGACAUUAUACAUCAGUUGGUUUUAAAAAAAUAACACCAGAAAUGAUUAAUAAUCUAAGUGGAAGUGAAAAAGACAAUGCAGCAUCAUUGAUUGGUGCAGAUCGUGAUGUAUGCUUGUAUCUGUUAACAUUAUGGCUUGAACGUGUUCGAAGCCGUUGUCUUGAUAGGCAAACACAACGUUUAUUUCGUUUACUAACUACAUCACUGGCAGAAACAGAGCUGUUGCAUGACUUUCUAUUUCCUCCGGAGGAUAUUGAUACUAACACUACACUGCAUCCUUACUGGUUAUCAGUGAAUCUAACCAAAAAACAAUCAUCAGAACAGCAUUUAUUGUCAUUAGACUGUUUAGAAGAGGAUACAAAUGAAAUUUGUGAAUUAGAACCAGCACAAUUGAAUGAAAUAAGAAGUGAAAUUGGUCUGUUAGCGCAUUCAAUGAAUUUAAUUGAUUAUUCAGAGAAACUUUAUGCAUCGGAUUAUCGUAAAUUAACAAAAACUCUACCGAUAAAUGGUGCUUUCGGUGAUGUAGCCACUGGUUUACACGAAUCAAAUUCGGUGUAUUUACAAAAGAGUAAUUUAACACGAAGUAAAUUCUUAACAUGUCUUCCAGGAAAGUUAUUAGAAGAAUCCAUUAUAAAGGUUGAUGAAAAUAAAAAUAAUAAAAGUAAUAGCAAUAACAUUAGAACAGGUUGUUUACUUGGUCAUUAUAGUAAUUUACUAUUAUUAUCAUCCUCAUCAACAUCACAGAAUCAAUGGACAGCAUCAGGAUUAAAUGAAAAUACAUUAAAAGGAAUGCCUAAAAUUGAACGUAAGUCAAGAUCUAUACAAAAUCGUAUGUAUUGUAUGAAUCGUACACGUGCUAUGUCAAUGUCGCCAUGUUCAACAGUUGCAGUUAAUACUCCAUCACCUGUGAUUGAUACUAAAGUGAAUUCAACACAAACUACCAAUUAUCAUCCAAUUGAGUCAUCUGAGCAUAUUAAAGAUAUAAAUGUGUUGAAUUCACAACUGAAACCAUCAUUAGCAUGUAACAGUAAUGAAAUAAUCAAGAAACAAUCGAAUAUCGAUGUUGAAGUACAAGUGGAUUCAUUAAACAAACCUUCAAGAGUAAAUGACCCCAAAAGUGUACCACAUCAAAUGUAUCACACACGUAAUAGACGUGUAUUAAAACAGACGAAUUAUACAAAACAAUAA